Molecule: messenger RNA, 1924 nt
Organism: Oryzias latipes (Japanese medaka)
Lineage: Eukaryota; Metazoa; Chordata; Actinopteri; Beloniformes; Adrianichthyidae
Product: Cathepsin A-like protein
Biological process (GO): proteolysis
Molecular function (GO): serine-type carboxypeptidase activity
Source: RefSeq, a predicted model, not a curated record
UGCGCAGCAGUCAUAUGACUGAUUUGGUUUGGAAGCUGCAUGGGCUGAUGUUUUAGCGACUGCCGCGGAUGACGGUGGAGGAAGUCAAAGUCUUCCGUAUUCCUCGUGGUUGUGAAGUUUGUGGAUGUUUUGUUGUACUAUUGUGAGCCUCCGAGAUGCAUAUCGUGUUGUGUUUGCUGGCCGCUUUUGGGCUCGGUUCGCACGCUCAGUAUGCUCCUGAUGAGGUGACGGAACUACCCGGUAUGACGUUCAAACCGAACUAUCGUCAAUGGUCCGGAUACCUCCAAGCUGGACCCGGGAGGUUCCUGCAUUACUGGUUUGUGACUUCUCAAGAAGACCCCGCCACCGACCCUGUGGUCCUCUGGCUGAACGGAGGCCCCGGCUGCAGCUCCCUGGAUGGAUUCCUGUCAGAGAAUGGACCGUUUCACGUAAACGAUGAUGGAACCACUCUCUAUGAGAACCUAUACAGCUGGAAUAAGAUUGCAAAUAUGCUGUAUCUUGAAUCCCCUGCAGGAGUGGGAUACUCCUACUCCGAUCAGCCUUACCCAAUUGAUGACAACCAGGUUGCUGAAGAUAAUUACAAAGCCCUGCAGAGCUUCUUUAAAAAGUUCCCAAACUUCACCCAGAACGAGUUUUUCAUCUUUGGAGAGAGUUACGGUGGAAUUUAUGCACCAACGCUCAGCCUCCAUGUGGCCACAGGAGAGGCUAAAAUCAAUUUUAAGGGCUUUGCAGUUGGAAACGGUCUCAGCAGCUUCGCUCUGAAUGACCAAUCCUUGAUAUACUUUGGUUAUUAUCAUGGCCUCUUUGGAGAAGAUUUGUGGCGCGAUCUCAACAUAAAUUGCUGUAAUAAGUCAAACUGUAACUUUUAUAACAGCAGUUCAGAGACCUGUCAGACAAUGGUAAAUGUGGCCUUUAAUAUUGUGUAUGAAACUGGUCUCAAUGAGUAUGCCUUGUACUUGGACUGUGAGGGCGGCCAAAGGUUCCACAGAGGAUAUGAGUUUGCCAUGAGACAUCUGUUUAAGAUGUUCAAGAAACAACUGCACACUUACAAGCUUCCAGGUACUAGAACUCCCACUCCGUCUCUUGGCGGAGUCCCUCCCUGCAUAAACAGCACGGCUCAGACAAACUGGCUGAACAGAGGCGACGUGAGGAAAGCUUUGCACAUUCCAGAUGUUCUUCCCCUGUGGGAUAUCUGCAGUGACGCUGUAGGAGAAAAGUACAAGACUCUGUACUCCACAGUGAAGGACGUUUAUCAGAAGCUGCUGUCUCUGGGCCUGAGGUCUCUCGUCUACAACGGAGACACAGACAUGGCCUGUAACUUCCUUGGAGACCAGUGGUUCGUAGAGGACCUCGGCAUCAAGCCCACCACCAGAUAUCAGACAUGGCUUUAUGAAGACCAGGUUGCUGGUUUCUACCAACAGUUUGCAAACAUCACUUUCCUGACAGUUAAGGGUGCAGGUCACAUGGUUCCACAGUGGGCUCCAGGUCCAGCUCUUCAAAUGUUCCGGUCCUUUAUAACAAACACCUCCUACUAAGAUCUAAUCAGGGCUGCAUUCUGCACACAUCAGCUGCUGUUUAUUUUUAAGGGAAAAAAAAUCAGUAAAAUGGGAAAAGGGACAAGGUUUAGGCCAUUUAACUGUGUAAGAAUUGUAAACUUCCUCAUGUGGGCUGGAAAUUUUUACAGCUCUUGGAUAAUUUUAAAUAUUUGCAAAUGAUUUCUCUCAGCCCAAAAACUGUUCUUUUCUAAAUCUUUGCAGUGCCUUAUUGUCAUUGUUAAAUGUGCAUGUAAUGUUAAAUUUUCUUUCCUUAUCGGUGAAAACCAAAAGCUGGUCCCUCAAUGGAGUUACAAAGUCAACUCAUUGGUGAUUCUAAAAACAAUCGGGGGUAAAACUAGUUUUUCUAAUAAAAACCAAACGAUGAUGUA